This is a messenger RNA of Clunio marinus, 469 nucleotides long. The record is from the annotation of a GenBank genome assembly. NCBI's taxonomy places the organism in Eukaryota, Metazoa, Arthropoda, Insecta, Diptera, Chironomidae.
UAACUCAAGCAUUAUAAUGAAUUUGAGCGUUGAAAGAAACUACAAGAAAAGUUCGUUUUGGCACGAUGGAAAAUUUCACUUAAUCAAUUUCACAAGAAAGCUGUCCCUCUUGAGAAAUUGGAGUCUUUUUGACUGACGUUUUUAUUAAGGAGGGAGUAGGGUGGAGAAGAAAUUACACUAAGUCUCAUUCGGACAAUGCUUACUCUUGUUUCACUAAUGACUAAUUAGUCUUCACUUCUUUCAUUUUCUCCCUAUUAGAAAAUCGUCUCUUGGGUUGGGUUAACUGAAAAACAUUGGAAUUUUCUUUUUCUUUUUUCUUGGUUUUUUUCAAUUACCAAAAAUCAUAAAAAAUUAUUCACUAAACUUUUCACUCAACAAUCUUUCUGCAUAUUAUUGAUGAUACGACGGAGAAAUAAAUAUUUAAUGGUCCUUUUGUUUGAAUAUUUUUAUUUAAGAAGGAACAUUUUCU